AUGGCCUCCCCGUGGAGGAAGGCCCUGUCUCUCCUCCUUAUUUUUGUGCCUAUCUGUCUGCAUGGGGCUUUGUCACAGGGAGCCAGCCCUGCAGGGCAAAGGAAACCAUUUGUCGAGAGGCUCCGCAGACUGGAAGAGCAGUUCCACAGGCUCCAAGAAGUGACCUUAACACACCUGCGUGUCCUCGCCAGUAACUACAACCUGUCUUAUGGCAUCGAUGCUCGGUUCCAGAGCCUGGCGCGCGAGACACAGGCUAUGGCUCUGGCCGUGAACCGGUCGCAGGCCGCUGUAGAGGGCGAUCUGAGCCACCUCAAGACCUGGAUGCAGAAGACCCAGCGCAGAAGCCGGAAGGUGGAGUCCAGGCUGCUGGCCUUGGGUGCCAUGCUGAGUGAGAGGGGCAAGCAGCACACCCAGGAGGGGAAGGAGCCGCAGGUGCAGAGGGGCACCCUCUCUGGCCUGGCCCAGGACCUGAGGCCCCUGCAGGACACGCUUGCUCGCCUCACGCACCUCAUGCAGGGCCAGGGCGCCAGGCUGGCUGCUCUCGAGGGCCGGGGGCAGGUGGCCUGCCCUGGCACCAUGGCCCCAGGGCUGACCCUGGCCCGGUCCCCAACCCUGCCUGGGCUGCCGAGCCCCAGCUCCCCAACGCUGUAGAGGGGAAGGCAGGUGCUCAGACCUUCGCCUGAGACUGGGGACCCACCUCAGGACUCUGCCGGUGGUCUCCAGGGGAUGCGGGCACUCCCCGGCCCAGGCAGCCAGUGGGCUUGGCCCCCCGAGAGACCAGGAGAGACCUGUGACGUGGGCCCUGUGCUGGUCUUCCCGAACACCUCCACCCAGAACAUCGCCUUCCUCAGCCCCGGCUUCCCAUCAGGCCUGCGAGCCCUGUCCGUCUGCAGCUGGGUGCGCACAGCCUCGGGCCGCCUGGGCACCCUGCUCUCCUACACCAUGGAGGAGAAUGACAACAAGCUUGUGCUGCAUGGCAGCGACUCCCUGGCCCCGGGCUCCAUCCACUUCGUGAUGGGAGACCUGGCCUUCAGGGAGCUGCCCCUGCAGCCACUGCUGGACGGCCAGUGGCACCAUGUUUGUGUCAUCUGGACGUUCACCCUGGGCCGGUACUGGCUGUACGUGGACCGCAGCCUCAUGGCCACCGGCUCCCACUUCAGGGAGGGCUAUGAGAUCCCUGCAGGAGGGUCCCUCAUGCUGGGCCAGGAGCAGGACAGCAUGCGGGGCGGGUUUGACAGCUCUGAGGCUUUCGUGGGCAGCAUGGCAGGCCUGGCCAUUUGGGACCGGGCGCUGGUCCCAGGGGAGGUCGCAAAACUGGCCACUGGGAGGGAGGUCCCGGGGGGCGCCAUCCUGAUGCUGGACAAUGCCCAGUGGGGAGGCUGAUUCGUGCAGAGGGUGAACUGCAGCUGCCUGGAGCUCUGUCCCUGA
Messenger RNA from Callorhinus ursinus (northern fur seal), 1428 nucleotides. The record is from RefSeq and is a predicted model, not a curated record. NCBI's taxonomy places the organism in Eukaryota, Metazoa, Chordata, Mammalia, Carnivora, Otariidae.